Mitosporidium daphniae is the source of this 450-nucleotide messenger RNA. RefSeq lists its product as uncharacterized. Gene Ontology annotation, biological process: response to metal ion. Bases 1 to 450 code for a protein of 149 amino acids. The record is from RefSeq and is a predicted model, not a curated record. NCBI's taxonomy places the organism in Eukaryota, Fungi, Microsporidia. Gene Ontology annotation, molecular function: copper ion binding. The transcript is spliced from 2 exons.
AUGGCAAUGAUUAUUUGGUGCACCGUUCCAAAUGCACUGAGCGCUAUGAAAAUAUCGAAAAGCCUUGUUGAGUCCAAGCUUGUUGCAUGUGUUAACAUCGUUCCGGGCAUCAAAUCUGUUUAUCAAUGGGAAAACAAAAUACAAGAGUCCGAAGAACAACUUUUAUUCAUCAAAACGGGGGAAGAACUUUUCCCCCAAGUCAGGGACAACAUACUGAAGUUGCAUGAAUAUGAGGUACCUGAAAUCAUUGGGGUUCCAAUUACUCAUGCACAUCAGCCAUAUUUGGACUGGAUAUUGUCUUCAACUAAAAAAUUCUUUGGCGCUCCUGAAUAUAGUGUGCCUCCACUCCCGCUAAAAGUGGCAGACGCAGUUGGUGGGAAAAUAGCUAAUGCUACCAAUAAUAUUACGGAGCCCUUUAACAUCCUCACAGGUACCGGUUUGAUGCCCUGA